AUAUAUUGUCCUUCGUACACUCUUAGUGUCUCAUAUGAUUUUUAAGAUAAAACCACACCCAACUCAGCUUCUGAUUAACACCAGAGAUGAUUUCCUGUCACAGUCAGGAAUCAGUUGAAUCAUAUUUGAUCAGAGGCUAAAGUAGAAGCACAGAGCUAAUCUGUGGCCAAGGUGAGAGAGUGAAACCUGAAUGCAUGCUCUUUGUCUCCCUCCACAGCUGCUUUGCCGAGUUACAUCAGGCCAGGCUUUCUGGAGGCACUGUUAAUGCUAAGAACAAGGAAAAUAAGAAAAUCCUACAAACAGUCAAGCGCUGUCUUUCCGUUGUCAAUGAGGACUAUGAGGACGACAAUGAACAGGUAAGAUAUUAUUUGCUAAAAGACUCACUUAACAAUAAACCUGGGACACGUGACAGUGUUUUUCCCCAGCUCUGUUUCAGUUGUAGUUGUUGAUGUAUUUUCUGCUUCUUUCCCAUUCUUCUCUUAGGAUGCCCAUGAAUGUGUGUUGCUCCUCCUCUUUCAGCUGAAGGAGGAGGGUAUGGCAUUAAAGGGCUCACCAGAGCCAUACACCUGCCCCGUGAAGCAGUUAGAAUUCAAGCUGAAGACUUCCCGUACCUGCACCAGCUGUGGAGUUAUAGUGUAUGGUCAGGAGGAUUACAAUCACUUGUCCCUGAGCCUGAGCCAUUACCUGCCACACAGCCUGGACCUCUACUUUAAGCCAUCUGCGUUAGAGUGUGCAUGCAGGGUGUGCUCAGGCAGCAUGGCAUCUGUGACUAUGCACUUCCUCACGCUGCCCCGGGUCCUAAUGCUUCAUAUCAAGCGAUUUACUGCAGGCGACUGGGAGCCAAAGAAGGUGGAUGAUCCCAUGUCCAUCCCUGCAGAAAUAACCCUCCCAGCCGUAUGUGGGAAGACAGCCCAUGUCCAGUAUGGAGCCAGGGCAAGCUCCCUGGGGAAAAACAACAUGGACAACAAACCUGCAAACUCCCCGAAAGGCACCCUUGAUAGACCAGCUUCAAAUUCCUCUGACCAGCUAGAGAAACCAGCUGACAGUGAGGAAAAGCAGCAGGCAGCCGCUGUGAGACAACAGCCAGACAAUAUCUACAAAUUGUCAAGUGUGAUCUCACAUCUGGGAGACAACAUGUAUACAGGCCACUACAUCAGUGAUGUUUUGGACAGCCGUGGCAGUGGGUGGCUCUGCCUGGAUGACGCACAUGUCUUGAGGACAGAUGAGGCCACUGUGCUGAAGGCGAUUGCACAGACUGCCUACAUCCUGUUCUAUGUCUGCAGUGGAGCAGGUGAAGGAGACCAGGCCCAUCACUACCAGGAGAAGGACCAGGAGAACCCAUCAUUAAACUCAGGGAGAGGCACAGCGCUCAGGGAACACCUGGAGUAG
Messenger RNA from Oncorhynchus mykiss (rainbow trout), 1389 nucleotides. The record is from RefSeq and is a predicted model, not a curated record. Lineage: Eukaryota; Metazoa; Chordata; Actinopteri; Salmoniformes; Salmonidae.